UGGGAAGUUAAAGUUACUAUCGUAUGAGAAGUAUUAGUCAAAACCCGUUCACUACUGUAAGAAAAAGAGUAACAAAGGACAGUGAGAGAAAGUAGAAAGACAUGUUGUAAAACCAAGAUAAAAUUUUUGACAUUUUGGGGGUGUGCUUUGGGAUUUCAAUAUUAUAUUACUAGUUUGUCUUUCACAUUCCUUGCCAAAAACAGUGAAAAACUCAUGAAAGUGUAGGACUUUUCAGGUCACCUUCUUCAAUCUAAGAAACUUUGUUUUUUGGCUUUAAUUUGCUUUGCCCCCCACCUUACCACCCCUUUACCUGUUCAUGGAUCCCAAAGGCUCCAAGCAGCCACCAGCUGAAGUAUCCAACUUCUUGAGCUUGCCACCACAACCCCAACAACAGCCUCAUCAAAGCAUGGGAGAGAACAAAGCAGGUGAAAGCAAGGGUUUCCGGAUUGUUGCAAGUAAAGAAGAAGGGAAGAAACAACAGUUGGCUCCAAAGAGAAGUUCUAACAAAGACAGGCACACUAAAGUUGAAGGGAGAGGUAGAAGAAUAAGGAUGCCUGCUUUAUGUGCAGCUAGAAUCUUUCAGUUGACCAGAGAAUUGGGACACAAAUCUGAUGGGGAAACCAUACAGUGGCUGUUACAACAAGCUGAACCAUCAAUAAUAGCCGCCACGGGGAGCGGAACCAUACCAGCUUCAGCUUUGGCAGCAGCUGGAGGCUCAGUUUCUCAUCAGGGGGCCUCUCUGUCAGCUGGAUUGCACCAAAAGAUGGAAGAUUUAGAGGGGUCCAGUAUAGGGUCUGGAAGCAGUAGGACCAGUUGGGCAACGGUUGGUGCCAACAAUUUGGGGAGACCCCAUCAUGUAGCAACAGGGUUAUGGCCCUCAGUCAGUGGUUAUGGGUUUCAGACAUCAUCUGGUCCAUCUACAACCAAUUUAGGCACUGAAAGUUCUAUUUAUCUGCAAAAAAUCGGGAUUCCUGGUUUUGAUUUGCCAGCUACUAAUAUUGGUCAGAUGAGCUUCACCUCAAUCUUAGGUGCGGCUAACCAGCAACUCCCUGGUUUGGAACUUGGGUUGUCUCAAGAUGGUCAUAUUGGGGUUCUAAAUCAUCAAGCCUUAAGCCAAAUUUAUCAACAAAUGGGGCAGGCUAGGGUGCUCCAGCAACAGCAGAAUCAGCAAAAUCCCCCUGCUAAGGAUGAUUCCCAAGGAUCAGGCCACUAAAGUUAUAAACUUUGGGUACAUACUAGCAUUCCUAAGAGAGGAUGACUUUCUUUCUUGUAAUGGUUUCAGUAUUGUAUAAUUGAAAAAAAAGAAAAAGAAAAAGAAGAAAAAAAGAGUGAGAAAAAUGUAUACUUAGCCUCUCAGAAUUCUACAGGGACAGAAUGGACUUUAGUUUUGCCCCCUUCUCUCUGCACUGCAUCACCCAAGUUUCCAUUACACAGGUGGAGCUUUGCACAGCCUAGUAGCUUGGUUUUGGGCUUAACUUGUUUCUUGAUUCAAAGGUUUGUUGAUUGUGUUGUAAGGAAGAUUUAAUUACUUCUUCUUCUUCUUCUUCUUCUCUAGGUCUGGACGGAGUGGCAAUGGAUUUGUUUGUGAAAAAUUAAACAUAGAAAUUUACAGUCAUACAUGUCCAUUUCAUCUUGGAUCAACUAAGAAUUACUCCAAAAGAAUAUAUUGUUUGCACACAAA
Messenger RNA from Gossypium raimondii (Peruvian cotton), 1681 nucleotides. Its product is annotated as transcription factor TCP20. NCBI's taxonomy places the organism in Eukaryota, Viridiplantae, Streptophyta, Magnoliopsida, Malvales, Malvaceae. The transcript is spliced from 2 exons. The coding region runs from base 317 to 1213 and encodes 298 amino acids. Gene Ontology annotation, molecular function: sequence-specific DNA binding; DNA-binding transcription factor activity. Gene Ontology annotation, cellular component: nucleus. The record is from RefSeq and is a predicted model, not a curated record.